AUGUGGCGUCUUGUGGCGGCAGUGACUAGGAAUCUUCAGAACACAAAGAAGAGUUCCAGGGUUGCAGAUGAGAGCAUGUUUGAAGCAGGCCAUGACAGAGGAAUUAGAAGAUCACAACAUGGUUGGAGUGGAUUCUCACUCAUAUAUACCAUUCUCCAUGCUCCCAUAUCAAUUCUCUCAUGUGUGUCUCAUCCUCAGGCUAAUGGUGUAGAUGGGGCCUGGGUUUCUGGUGAAUUUUCUCAGAUUUCUGAAAUGAAUCAUAUUAUGGUGAAUGACAGCAUGAGAUAUGCAAUUUUGAUGUAG
Molecule: messenger RNA, 303 nt
Organism: Lotus japonicus
Lineage: Eukaryota; Viridiplantae; Streptophyta; Magnoliopsida; Fabales; Fabaceae
Exons: 1
Coding region: 1-303 (100 amino acids)
Source: RefSeq, a predicted model, not a curated record